Parus major (Great Tit) is the source of this 4076-nucleotide messenger RNA. It is a transcript of the gene LIN7C, whose product is annotated as lin-7 homolog C, crumbs cell polarity complex component. Gene Ontology annotation, biological process: maintenance of epithelial cell apical/basal polarity; protein localization to basolateral plasma membrane; neurotransmitter secretion. Gene Ontology annotation, cellular component: cell-cell junction; basolateral plasma membrane; synapse. The record is from RefSeq and is a predicted model, not a curated record. Gene Ontology annotation, molecular function: L27 domain binding. The transcript is spliced from 5 exons. Lineage: Eukaryota; Metazoa; Chordata; Aves; Passeriformes; Paridae. The coding region runs from base 83 to 748 and encodes 221 amino acids.
UCCUGAUGGGAUGAUGUAAUUUUAUCAGUCCUGCAGUGAGACUCAGUGGCCCAUUAAGAGAAGAGAUCCCCAGUUAUGAGGGAUGGGUCCUGGAAGAGAUAAAGAACACUGCCCCAGCUGGUUUCAACACAGUAAUAGAAUACAUACUUCUGGUUACAUCUUUCAUUGCAGCCCAAGACAGUUGGACAUUGACAUCUGCAGAGCAAUUGAGUUGCUGGAAAAAUUACAGAGAAGUGGAGAAGUGCCACCACAAAAGCUACAGGCAUUGCAAAGAGUCCUUCAAAGUGAAUUCUGCAAUGCUGUGAGAGAGGUGUAUGAACACGUAUAUGAAACUGUGGAUAUCAGCAGUAGCCCAGAAGUUAGAGCUAAUGCAACAGCAAAGGCCACAGUAGCUGCAUUUGCUGCUAGUGAAGGUCAUUCUCAUCCCAGAGUGGUUGAACUACCCAAAACUGAAGAAGGUCUUGGCUUCAACAUCAUGGGAGGCAAAGAACAAAACUCUCCAAUUUAUAUCUCUCGAAUUAUCCCUGGAGGUAUAGCUGACAGACACGGAGGCCUGAAACGUGGAGACCAGCUGCUUUCUGUAAACGGAGUGAGUGUUGAAGGUGAACACCAUGAAAAAGCAGUAGAACUGCUGAAGGCAGCUCAAGGAAAGGUUAAAUUAGUUGUGCGAUACACACCAAAAGUCCUUGAAGAAAUGGAGUCAAGAUUUGAAAAAAUGAGAUCAGCAAAACGAAGGCAGCAAAAUUAACACCGUGUGCAAUAACUUAAAGAGAAAAUAUAUAUCCCUUUUACAUUUUAUAGUUUCUUUGUGACUCAGUUGAUCCAAUGCCUGUGAUAAGACCCUGUCCUUUUUGUAGAAUCAUGGAACAGUUGAGGUUGGAGGGUCUAGAUGUAGUCCAUUCCCCAUUGCCCAUCUCAGAGGAGGGCCAGCUGGAGCAGGUUGCUCAGGAGUGUGAAAGCUGGGUUAUUAACCAUCUCUAAGGGUGGAGACUCCAGAAGAUCUCUGGAUAGCCUGUUUCUAGUGUUUUGUUCUCCCUUACACUAUGAAGAUCCAUUCCUAUGUUUAAGUAGAGCUUCUGAUAUUUCCACUUGCACCCGCUUCCUCUUGUCCAAUCACUAGAUUUACUGGGAGGAGUUAGGCUCUUCCUUUACUCCUCCCUUUCAGGCAUUUACACAGGUUGGUAAGAUCACCCAAGCCUUCUCUUCUCCAGGCAAGAGAGACAAUCCCAGUUCUCCCAACGUCUCCUUGUAAGAUACUCCAAUCACUUCAUCCAGCCCUGAACUGGAUUCACUCUUGCUCAUUUCUGUAUUAAACUGGGGAGCCCAAAACUGGACCCAGCAUUUGAGCUGCAUCUCACAAGGACUGAGCAGAGUGGAAGAAUCCCCUCCCUCAGCUUGCUGGCAGUGUUCUUUCCAGUGUAGACCAGGAGACUGUUGUGCUUCUUUGCUGCAAGGGCACAUGGUGGCUCGUGGCUUGCUACUGUUCUCUGCAAGGCUGCUUUGCAGUUGCUCAAUCCCCCAGUCUGUGGGUUGUUCCCCCUCAGUGUAGGACUUUGCACUUUUCUUUGCUGAACUCUGAGACUCUCCUUUGCCCAUUUCUCCAGCCUGCUGAGGUCCCUUUGAAUGGUUCACUGGGAGUGUGGUCUGUCCCAUCCCCUGGGCUGUUUGUACAAACAUGCAAAUUGGGGACCCCAGUACGGGCUCUGGGGUGCAUUGGUGGUGAUGGGCAUCCAGCAGGGCGUUCUGCCACUGGUCACAGCAAUCUGCAGUUCAGCCAGCUUCAGAAUGUUUUCAGUCUCCUUCUGUUUCACAGUUUAGAAGGAAUGUGUAGGUUUAGAAUGGCCUAAAAUGCCCUGGAAAAGCAUAUAUGGUAAUAUUUCUGUUGAUAUUUUUAAUAAGCCUUUUGUCAGACUUCAAAGCCAGAAAGUGAAUUUACAGAUUUUUCAAAAGCAUUUAAUAAGACAUACAAUCAGCAUCCUUUUUUUUCCUCUUUUCUUUUGACAUUUCUUAGCAUAGAAUCUGCUGGGGUUUUUGCUAGCUGAUUUUUUAAAAAAAAGAAGAUUCUUAUGUAGCAGUAUUUUCGCACUUUUCUUAAGAAUAUGUUUUAUGUCAACUACAAAAUGUAAUCACAAUCUACUGUGUAGCUGAUAAUGAUACCAGAUUUUGUAAUGUUUUUGGUAAGUACAUUGUUUUUACACUUCUGCUAAAUUAUAAUUCGCCAUUCUGGAAAUUGUAUUACCUCUCCUGUAAAUAAUUUACAGUUGGUGUUCUUAUAUAAUGAUGUUGUAAUAGCCAACAUUUACAAAUUUACAACAAUCAUUCCUGCAAUUUACAUUAUUUUGUACUAAUUUUGAAGCAGCUGUGGGGAAAAACAUGAUUGCUGUAUGUAGUUCUGGAUUGACUCUCUAGAUGUAUUUUUAUAUUGAUAAACAGAAGAUAUAUAAAUGCAGUGCAACAGAAUUCCAGAUGUUUCCCUGACUUUCUGCUGUGUAAAAGAAUUAUUCAUCUUAAUUGUCAUACCAUUCUUGUCUUUUUAGUAUCAUUUACUGUAGUUUUAUUUACAUAUUGAAUGUAUUGGUUCUGAAAUUAUUAGUACCUAAAUUACUGAUUGUUAUUAAGAGUAAAAUGAUUUGAGUCUUAUAUGCCAGGUUACUGUGACAUGUGAACUUGUCUGGGGUUUUAUUACUGACUGCUCCUGACUUGGGGGAUUCUUGUUUGUACUACAGAAGUACUACAUCACAACUGCUAAAUAAGGACAUCUCCAUCUGUAAACAAUUACUGUCUUAUCUCAUGUGUUCUUGAUGGUGGCAUGGGUUUUGUGUACCAUUUUGAAAAUUUCUGGACAUGGAUCCACUUUUUGGAAUCUACCAGGUUUGAUGCUGUACUUGUGUAGUUUAGGUUUUGGGUUUGGGGUUGGGUUUUUUAAGCUUCACCUUUUGAAGAAUUAAUUUCAUUGUCUACUGGGCAUCAGUUCACUUGUAUGGCAGCUAUGAGUACAUCCUAAUUGACUGCUAAUAAUUUGAUUUUUAGAGGCUUAAACUGAAAAGUGCAGUUCUUGCUGUGUGGCUGAUCCCUAGUCUUAUUUCACAUGAAGCAGUAUGUGAAAGAAAGGAAAAGGUUAAUAAUCUAAAAAUCACAGCUUGAGGCUUGUGCUUUGUCAGUUGAUCUAUUUGAAAAAAAUAAUGGUUGCUAUGAGCAAGUGAGAAAUGUGAUUGCUUUCUACACGUUUGUAAGCAUGGGAAGCCUGCAAAGAGAAGUUUGGGAGAUACUGGUAAUUUGAAAAUGCAGUAUAAAUAUUUAUCAGUUAGAUGACAUUGAGCACUGAAUUGCAUGGUUGGUUUUAUGUCAUAGGCCUCUUUCUAAAGGUCUCAUGUUACUGAUACAACCAUGUUGUGGAAUUGUAUAUUUUUAUGGAACAACUAAUGUUUAAAGUACUGAGACCAAAAUCACUAGUUAGACCAAUUGUGGAUGUGUUUUAAUUUAAUUGUUAAUUAGUAGAGAUACGUUUUAGAGCCAUAUAUAAAUAUAUAUAUAUAAAUAUAUUACAGAAAGGUGUGGAUACAAGAUAGGAAUGUUCAUUUUACGAACUGUGUCCUUGUAUUACUGAACAAGAGGUGUGUUUUGUUAUUCUAAUGAAAUACUUUACUGCAGCUAGAGCUGCUAAAUGCAGUAGCAUUUUCAUUAUGGAUUGUAGCAUUUGGUUAUGGUUUAUCAACUACAAAAUGUGGAGAGGUGUAUCUGGGCAUAUAAAUAGUAUGUGUAGAAUUGGAUAAAUGUUUUUAAAUUGCAGUAACAAAAAAUAAGUGUCAACUAAUUAAUAAUCACAUUUGAUGCUAUGAGAAUCCUUUAAUAAUAAGAAAAGGGUCGAUUAAAAUACUGCAAGAAACUUGAUCUCUGUUACUACUGAGCAGUGCCUGUACUGUGUUAAUAUGCAGCCCCUACACACUUCUCAUAUUUGGGUAUACAAACAGAUUAAGAAGAGGUAUCAUUUCUGCAAGUAACUUCUGCAUCUGUUGCUGCUGUGAAGGAUCUUUGGGUUUUAUCAACAGAAAAAUAAAAAUUCAGUCUUGCACACA